This is a messenger RNA of Ectocarpus sp. CCAP 1310/34, 640 nucleotides long. The record is from the annotation of a GenBank genome assembly. NCBI's taxonomy places the organism in Eukaryota, Phaeophyceae, Ectocarpales, Ectocarpaceae.
ACAGCUGAGCGACGAGAGGUGCAGGUGGCUGCAGCAGUGGCUGCUGUCUCUCACAAUCACCCUCUGACUAGCCACACGAUGCGUUACUUCAUGCUUCACAAGCCUCGCGGGUGUGUCACAAGCACGGUUGACGACACCGGGCGUGGCAGGCCUACAGUGUACGACGUCGCUAAGGCCGCAGGUGUGCCGAACUUCGGACCUGUGGGCAGGCUUGACUUCGACACCUCGGGUGUACUCUUGUUUACCGAUGACUACAAGCUCAAGAAGGCCAUCUCGUCCCCAACGUAUAAAGGGAAGGCGGCCGUGGGCACGGUGCCUUCAAUGGAGAAAGUCUACCACCUCCUCGUUGCAGGCACGAUCACACCAGAGGAUAAGGGGGUGAAUGGACCUGCUGCAAGAACCUCUGCACUUCAGCCGCAAGCUGGACGGCCCAGGCGGUGAGGUUCGAAUGCCGCGUAUUCCUUGUUCCUAUCUGGAUGUUGACCACGAACGUGGUAGAGUAUCUCGUGGUACCUUUGAAGCAACACCCAUGAUUCGAUCACAUGUCUGCGUGAGGGGUACACUCACACUUUCGUUACGCAAGUGUAGGAUAGGGUUAGCUGUGUGCCACACGCACGUGCGACGUGUCACGCUUCUCUCG